AUGGCUAGCCACAUCUCUGCUCCAAAGCCUCUCUCCCCGCAUGCGGCGCGUCCAUCAUGCCCUGUGGCCGCCGCAGCCCCCUCCCUCACCGCAGCCCACCCGCGCGGCCCCGCCGCAAAGAGGGGGCACAGCCGGCGGCCACCGACCCUCUUUUCGAAGUGUUCCCAGGGGUGUUCCCGGGGGGAGUCCCGCGGAGAAGGGAGGGCGAAGGGCCAGCCGGCACCUGCCGCGAGAAAAGAGCCCCCCACCCCCGAGAGGAGGAGCGCACCCCGUGGCGAUGUCCCCGCGCCGCUUCCGCCACCCCCGACACCGACCCACCGCAUCCCGCAUCCCGCAUCCCGGCCCGCUCUGCAGCGCGGAGCGGGGAAGCCGCCGCCUCGCCUCGCCCCGGCUCCCGACGCCCGCCGCAGCCCCCCCGGCCCCGCAUGGGCAACCCCCGCGCCCCCGGCUCCGCUCACCCCGCGCUGCGGCGGCCCCGCUACGGGCGGCGGUGUCCGGGCGGGCGGGCGGGCAGCGCCCCCCGGCUGGGCAUCGUGGUCCGCCCUCCGCCGCGGCGGGGAGGGCUGGCUCCGGGACUCCCUCUCUGCGCCGCCCGCCUCCUCUGCUGCCUCGUCCUCCUUGCCCCCCUUCCCACCCCGAUUCCCCCUGGCGCUGCCCGCAGGAGAAGCCGCCGCAGCUCCUUCCCCACCGCCCGCCUCUCCUCCUCUGCUUCCCCGGGCGCCGGACCCGGCUCCAGCCCCCUCCCGGCGGCGGGGCGGAGGGAGGGGACAGGGGCCGGCCGGGAGGGGCGGGCGGAAUGCAGGGGAGGGGGGAGCGGGACCCUCCGAGCCGCCGCGGUUCCCCGCGCUCGGCCCCUUUCUCCCAGGCUGUUCCCUCCUUGGGGGCUGGAGCCGGGUCCCUUCCUUGAGGGCCGGGGCUGAGUCCGCCGCCUGGGGACAUCGCUACCUGCAGUCGGCAGUGCCUGGCGGGGGUUGGAGGGUCUCCCGGCUGCUCCAGCGCCGGUCCCACCGCGGGCAUCACGCUGCUCCUGCGACUUCGCCCUGCGGCAUCACCGCGGGCGGGACUCCACCACCCGAAAAGGGAGGGAGCAGAAAAUCAACCAAGGAACAGAAGGAUGGGGUCUGGGUGACCCGUAGCGGUGUUGAUGCCUCAAAACCCUGGGGAUGCGCUGAGUUAGAGGGGUUGUCAAUGGCAGCAGGGUGGGAUGUAGAUCCUGGUCCAGAUCUUGGCAAUGCUGGCAUGCCCCCUUCCAGGGGCACCAGGCAGGACUGCUGA
Pseudopipra pipra is the source of this 1275-nucleotide messenger RNA. RefSeq lists its product as uncharacterized. Bases 1 to 1275 code for a protein of 424 amino acids. The record is from RefSeq and is a predicted model, not a curated record. The transcript is spliced from 2 exons. Lineage: Eukaryota; Metazoa; Chordata; Aves; Passeriformes; Pipridae.